Paralichthys olivaceus (Japanese flounder) is the source of this 4829-nucleotide messenger RNA. NCBI's taxonomy places the organism in Eukaryota, Metazoa, Chordata, Actinopteri, Pleuronectiformes, Paralichthyidae. The record is from RefSeq and is a predicted model, not a curated record.
AUGAGGUGGUUCCACCCCAACAUCACUGGAAUUGAGGCAGAGCAGCUCCUGUUGACCCGGGGAGUCCACGGCAGUUUCUUGGCCCGGCCCAGCAAGAGCAAUCCAGGGGAUUUUACCCUCUCUGUCAGGCGUUACGAUGAGGUGACCCACAUUAAGAUCCAAAACUCAGGCGACUACUAUGACCUGUAUGGAGGGGAGAAGUUUGCCACACUGGCCGAGCUGAUCCAGUAUUACACAGAACAACAGGAUCUGCUGCGUGAGAGGAACGGCCAUGUCAUCGAGCUCAAGUACCCACUCAACUGCAAAGACCCCACUUCUGAGAGGUGGUACCAUGGACACCUGUCUGGGCGAGAUGCAGAGAAACUGCUCACAGACAAAGGCAAGGCCGGCAGUUUCCUGGUACGGGAGAGCCAGAGUAAACCAGGCGACUUCGUCCUCUCAGUUCUCACCCAUGAGGAGAAACAUGAAAACGUGGAUCGCAAGACCAAGGUCACACAUGUUAUGAUACGCUACCAGCAGGAAGGUAAAUAUGACGUGGGCGGAGGUGAGAGGUUUGACACUUUGGCUGAUUUGGUGGAUCACUACAAGAAAAACCCCAUGGUGGAGAAAAGUGGCAUCGUAGUGCACCUCAAACAGCCAUUUAAUGCCACGAGGAUAAAUGCGGCCAACAUUGAGAACCGGGUACGGGAGCUCAACAAAGUAGCAGAUAACUCUGAAAAGCCCAAACAAGGAUUCUGGGAAGAAUUUGAGGUACUUCAGCAGCAGGAGUGCAAACUGCUGUAUCCCCGGAAAGAAGGCCAGAAGCCAGAAAACAAGAGUAAAAACAGAUACAAGAAUAUCCUCCCCUUCGACACAACUCGUGUUGAAAUCAGGGAAAUGGAUCCAGAAAUUCCUGGGUCAGAUUACAUCAAUGCCAACUACAUCAGAAGUCUGUAUGACGAGGGACGCCACAUGGAGGACUGCAAAUUCUUCAUCGCCACCCAGGGGUGCCUACAAAACACAGUCAAUGACUUUUGGAAGAUGGUUUAUCAGGAGAAUACACACGUCAUUGUCAUGACCACAAAGGAGAUAGAGCGAGGGCGGAACAAAUGUGUACGUUAUUGGCCGGACCUCUAUGCCACCAAGGAGUUUGGGAGGGUGGUAGUGAGGAACAUAGAUGAGCAGCCAGCGCAAGACUACAUCCUGAGGAAGCUGGAGGUGACCCGACUGGACAGGAAGGAGCCUCUGAGGUACAUCUGGCAUUAUCAGUAUCUGAGCUGGCCCGACCACGGGGUACCCAAUGAGCCAGGCGGCGUGCUCUGGUUCUUAGAGGAGGUCAACCGCACUCAGAGCGCCUUUCCAGACACUGGACCCAUUGUUGUCCAUUGCAGUGCAGGCAUCGGCAGGACAGGCACCAUUAUCGUCAUCGACAUUCUCAUCGAUAUUAUUAACCGCCAAGGUCUAGAUUGUGACAUCGACAUCCCUAAGACCAUCCAGAGGGUACGGCAGCAGAGGUCGGGCAUGGUGCAGACAGAGGCCCAGUAUAAGUUCAUCUACAUGGCUGUGCAGCAGUACAUAGACACGGCUCAGAAGAGACUGGAGGAGGAGCAGAGAAAUAAGAUGAAGGAGAGGGAAUAUUCCAAUAUCAAAUAUCCCCAGAUGACCAACUCAAGAUCUAAACCCAGCAUGGCAUCCUCACGCUCUUCCUCUGUGAUGACAAAUGAUGAUUCGUCGAGUGUGUACGAGAACAUAAACUUUAAAAGCCCUCAGACGUCUUUUAGCAGUAACACCAGGAGGUAAAAUCGUUGGAACGUCCACAUUUCUCUGUCUGCCUCUUUUUUCAGCUGAGGUGUCUCAUUGGCAGCGCCUGAAAAUCCCUCACAGGGAGGAGGGAGCAUGGUGCUCUGAAUACACCGCACAACUGUGGACCCUGCCUGGGCUGCAGGUGGCGCUCUCCGGCUGCUGUCCCGCUGACCCUCUGUCUGGAGUAAAACCUCAACCUCCGUGGAGAGGAGGACUCUGCAGCAUAGUGCCUGCGCUCAGGGCCUCUCUGUCCUCCUUAGUCUCUCUCCCUUUUCGCUCUAGCCUCCACAGCUUCUCCCUCUCCUAACCAGCAGAAGUGCCUUGUCACAGGAUGUGUCUGUAAUCUAUUCUCCCCAAAACCUGCUGUCAAUUCUGCACUGUUACUGUUUUCCAAACCCUGGAAACCCAACUCCACGUGAAGAAACAACCAGUUUUUCCUCAGGAUGACGGAUAUUGAACAGAGUUUGCCCUUGGUCUGACAUGAACAGAGCUGUACGAGACCUACGGAGAGGUCAAAGCUGAGCAGUUUGUCAGCUUGUUCACAGAAACCACUCUGUUCACUCUCACUCUCUUUCUCUCUUUCCCUGUCUUUUCUAGUUGUUGUCUGAACUACCUAAGACUGUUUUUGCUGCGUUCUGCCUCUCCAGCUGUGGUGGUUAUUAAGGUGGCCGCUGAGUGAUAGCAAGGGCGGUUACAUAACCCGCGACAGGAUCCUGAAACACAUGAAGGGCAAACAAACUCCUUCUUCAAAGAUUAAAAAAACUUCUCAUUUUAAUUUGCACUGUAAAAGUGGAUUAUUCAAUUUUUUGGGAGAUUUGUCAGAGUGUUGUGAGAGAGUUGAAAGAAACCUCCUGUGCUGUUGCAAAUCAGCAAAUUUAGUCAUUUAGUCAAGUACUGUCCGGUCAUCUGAACGUGACCUCCAGUGGUCCUAUUUUUUUUUUUUUAAGUCCGCUUCUCUUCAUUAUUUCUUGAUGCCGUUGAUAUCAUGGUUAUGUAACAUAUGAGAUGUUUAUUUUUUAAAUAUAAUUAUAUUUAUAAAAGAGCAUAAUGGUGGAAGAGAUCAUAUUUAAGCACAACUGUCUAAGCAGCAGCCCCCUGUGCUAAUUCACAUUUUUAUCAUCAUAGUAUUUUGAAGUCUACAUUUGACAGGAACAUGGUUCAGAGGAUUCCUGAACGGGUUAUUGGAGGUGAGCUCGGCCGACCGCCGUCUCUCGGCUACAUUUGUCUGGUCUUUCUCGUUAAUCAGCAGGUCUGAUGCAGUUCAACAUCUGUCGGGGGAGAUCGUCACAAGGAGAUAAGGCAAAGGGGCCGAUUACAGUGGGCCAGAUGGCCAUCUGCCCGAGAUUGAAGAAUAGAUUUGUCUCCAAAAAGUAAUUUAGAAGAUGGCCGUAAUCCAAGCUUGAUGAUAGCGGAGCUACGUCACUGAUGUGAUAAGGAAGACGGUGGCGUUGCAGAGCAUUCAGCCCCCUGUGCUGUCUGGCAGAUUGUUAGCUAUUUUUUAGCCUCCAGGAUCAGCCCCAAAAUACCCCAGUGAAGUAGUCGCGUUGGCGACAUCUGGCCCAGCUUGUUUAAAAUCGAAUGACUUAAUGGUCUGCGGGGAAAAAACGAGCGGGCAUUGUAAUAAUGAUGAAGUGUGUUCAGUCUAUCCUCAUGAAAAGAAACAGGAGUGAGCGACAACUGUUUGUGAUGUUUGUGAUCCGACCAUUCCUCUUCCUCCACCAGCUCACCUGCUCAAGAACACACACUCAAUCAUGAAUUCUUAUAUUAUUAUUGUUAUUAUAUUAUUAUAUAAUGACUCUUCAUAGACGUUUAUUUUAAAUUUAGAGUGAUCAGUGCUCGGUUCAAUAAGUCUGUAAUUUGACUCAGUACAUAACCAUCGUUCACCAUAUCAUUGGCACAGAUUCCUUUUAUUAAGCUUGUGCUACUUCAGUAGAAGUACAACACAAAUGUGUUUUUCCAUCACCUCACAAAUAUCUUGUGAUUUUUGCCACUCAACUGUUUCUGGUUUGAAACUUUCCCUGUGAUAAGUUAUUGCCCUUUUAAUUUAAUGGUUGAUUCGUUAUGUGAAUAAAAGCUAUGUUUUAUGAAAUUGCAUUGCUGCCCUGUGUCAGUGAAGGCACACAGACACACACACACAGACACACACGCAGACACACACGCAGACACACACACGCAGACACACACGCAGACACACACACACAGACACACACACAGACACACACGCAGACACACACACACGCACGAUGAAUUGAAUUUGAACUUUGGGGUUUUUCUUUUUGUCCUUUUCCAGUCUGAACUGUGAUCCUGAUCUGAUGAAUAACAAAUGACUUUAGUGGUGUUGUUAUUUCCUGUGUUUCUGAACUAUCUUGCGCUGUGGAUAAUUUAGACUUUCUUUUGUUUUUUGUAUUUCACUCUGCCUCUCUGGUUAAAUUGUGAUAUGGUGAAACAUCAAUACUUGAAAGUGUGAAACUGCAGAAUCUUUGGCCUCAGGCUGUGUCUGGAUGUCAGUUGUGUGUGGAAGUAUUUUUGUCAGUGCACAGACUUUUGCCAUCAGUGUUGUUUUAUUUGUUUGAUUAUUUUCUUGUUUUGUUUUUUCAAAUAGUACAUUUCUAAUUGAUUGUUUUAUCCAUUUAUUCAUUUUGUAUUGUGUGUCAUUAAUAUUAUUAUUAUUAUUUUUGUGAUUUACUAUUGAUAAGUACAUUGUGGCUCUGAGUUGAUCCGGUGUGCAUGGAGGUGUGCAGUAGUGAUGCUGUGGGUUUUUUUCUUCUGCUUGUCCUCGUGCAUUUACUUGAACAUAAUGUUGAUAUGGUUUAUUUUUGUUUGUUCGUUUUAUUUUUAUUCCGUGCUCUUCUGUUGGAGGCAGUAUGGCUGAAGUGAGUCGUGGUUAACUGUGAUUCAGUGAAGGCCCCCCCCCCCCCCUUUCCUCCUCUUCUUGCACUGGCUCUGCCCAAUCGCCUUUUUUGCUGUAUAGGUUACAACUGCUGAUGCAAUGAGCUGCCAGAGACAGCAUCAAAAUGUUUUUUUAUCGUAUAGUUUAAUAAAAAACC